AUGUUGGAAAACAAUCCUCAAUCGAAAUCUGAGACUCAAAAAGAAGUGUCCGAACAUGAAAUUGUCGUUCCGGAUAUAAUAAAAAAUAAAGAUUCUUCAUUAGAAACUUUUGAAGAGUUAUCGAUUUCAACGCAUCCACUUAAUAAUGAAGUGGAAUCAGAACCUGGAAUUUUCUGUACAAUUGAUUCUGAUGCGAAUAAUUCCGCAUCUUUCAAUACCGAAAAAAAUAUGGAGCGAAUUAAUCAAACUGAAACAAUAAUGGACGUAACAGGAGACACCACAAUUGACGAAUCGGAAGAUUUCGAUGUCGACGAAGUUUCUAUUGCUUUUCCAACGAAAUCCGAUCUCCUGAAUAUGCCUCCCGCGUGGACAAAGGACGAAUUCUACGAAAGACCUCUGAAAUGCGCUUUUAGAUAUUUAGAAAAAACAUCGUUAGUCAAAGAAGUGAUAUACGAGGAAGAAGAAUUUUAUUAUAUCGAAGACGAACUGUCCGAGCUAUCCGAAAGCGAUGAAUUAGAAACGAGCACUACAAUAAGUGAAGAUGACAAUGACUUUCAUUCCAAUGAAAAAUCUGAUGAGGUCGAUACUGAAACUGACGUAUCGAUAUUCGGUGAUAUAUUUGAAUCCUUACCCGAAAGUGAAUCACCAAUUGAUGUAAAUAUUGAACCAUCCCAUUCAUCAGACAAAGAUGAAAUGAUAACACCUGGCAAUGGCGAGGAAACGAUUCGAGUGAAGAAAUGUAAAGAAGAAAAAAAGCGAGGAAGGAAACAAAGAUCCAACAAAGAAUAA
Molecule: messenger RNA, 789 nt
Organism: Centruroides sculpturatus (bark scorpion)
Lineage: Eukaryota; Metazoa; Arthropoda; Arachnida; Scorpiones; Buthidae
Exons: 4
Coding region: 1-789 (262 amino acids)
Source: RefSeq, a predicted model, not a curated record